Gryllus bimaculatus (two-spotted cricket) is the source of this 702-nucleotide messenger RNA. NCBI's taxonomy places the organism in Eukaryota, Metazoa, Arthropoda, Insecta, Orthoptera, Gryllidae. The record is from the annotation of a GenBank genome assembly.
AUGGGGCCCGAGCGAGUCGUGGCUUUGGCGCUGCUGUGCGCUGCGCUGGCGCAGGGGGCCGUGCCGGCCACGCCCCCCUCGGCGCCCUUCGAGAGAAAGCUCUGGUGGAUGGACGCUAAAGUACGCGUUGCUCCCAGUAGAAAAAUCGAGAGGCUCUCGACUCUGGCACGGAAUGCUAAAGUUCUCUACAAGAAGCAACCUUGCGAGCAGGAUCUCACGUCCAUGCUGUGGACAAACGAAGUUUCUAUGUACUUGAAUGGAUCUCUCGAGAUGCAGCUAGACAGUACGGCAGCGGGACCAACCCAGAAAUUAGUUCUGCCGCCGGAGGACUACUGCGUGGACAGGACGACAGUGGCUGGGAAGCUUCACCUCGCCUUCCUGGCCUGCCCGUGCAAACGCGUGGUGUGCGUCCGCAAGUGCUGCGAUAACAAGCGAAUGCUCACCGUUUCAGAAGCUGUCGCUGUGGAGCAAGACGUUCACUGCGCCGCCAGACUUCCCCAAAGCGUCACGUGGCACGCACCGUUCACAGCGCUUACUGCUCGGUCAGAGCGUAGACAUGAGAACGUGACCUAUGCCCGCCUACGAGGGCCGUUUUCUAAAAAUUGUCCAUCAGGCCGGAUGAAUGUAAUGAUCGAAAUGAGUCCAACCACAGCAAGAACGAUUUUGCCUGCUUUCAAGUUAGACCAGUUAUUAUUAGCCUAG